CGUCCAUGUAGGGCGCGCGCUGCUCGCGGUUCAGCGCCGAGAAGAGCAGGCACGAGAGCAGGAAGGCGCCGCUGAUGGCGGCGGAGAAGCCAUAGGCCUCGGAGCGCUCCAUGGCGCGGGACGGAGCGGGCCGAGCCGGAGCUCGGGGCGGGGGGCGAGCCUGGCUUUCCGGGGGAGGGAGCGAUUGCCCGCAGCACGCGGAGGAGGGAGCGGCUGAGCCGGGUGCGGAGAGCGGGGGGAGCGGUGCCCACGCGGGCUGGCUGCUGAAACUCCCCCUGCUCUGAGCAGCCCCUUGGGGAGCGCCCCGCGGUGGCCGAUGCCUCAGAGCAUUGCAGAGCCACCUCGGCUCAGACACGCCUUCAACCUCCGGCGGCCUGGAGCUCUGGGGUUUUUUGGGAUGCAGCAUUUCACACAUCAACUGGAACUAUUUCCUGACUGUAGUGUGACUCUUGUUUUGUUUAAUGAUGUCAAAAAUUCUGUUGCUCUAAGAAAAAAAGCAAUGGAAGGAUCUAUUGAAGGAGCAUUAAUAAAUCCUGCAAUGAUUGUUGAUCCGUUUCAGAUUCUUGUGGCAACAAACAAAGCCGUUCACCUGCACAGGAUUGGUAAAAUGAAGACUAGAACUCUUAAUGCAGAAAUUAUUUUCAAUCUUUCCCCAAACAACAAUAUUUCAGAUGCAUUGAAAAAGUUUGGUAUUUCAGACAAUGAUUCUGCAGUGCUCAUUGUUCUAAUUGAAGAUAAAGAAAAAACUGUAAAUCUGGAAAGCAUAAUAUCUCAAGUGGAAGGCCAGCAGGUUUCUCUAGCAGAACUCCACAAAAUAACAGACAUAGCCAAAGUUAAAAAGAUGUACAGACUUACUCCACAGGAAGAAAAAAUUGGCACAUUACUUGAUGGCAUCAUUUGCAGAAUGUCAACAAAAGAUAUUGCAUGAAAACAUUCAAAUAAAAGAAAAAAUCCACUUUAAAGCUACAGGAACAACUAUUGCAACCAUUCGUAUUAGUUUUGGACUUUUUCGCAAUACUAAAAUACUUUGCACUCCUCUAUUUUAUUUUGCUUGGAAGAGUAAGAAGAGUCACUAAAACAUUCUGUGAAAGAAACUGACAGGACAUAAACCACUAAAGGAACACUGAAGCAAUAUUUAAUCUUAAGCUUCAUUCAACUUCAGAAAUGCGUCACAUAGUGCAGUACUGAGCAGAGUUUGAAUUCUCACAACUUGUACAGAUUCUACCCAUUGUUUUAUUUACAAAUAUUUUUUAAAAUAAUUUUUCCCAAUAUCUUUUAACUGGUCAUAAACAUAAGGUUUCAAAAUCUUUUACUACUUACCUUUGUUGUAAAGUGCUUUAAGAUAAUCAGAUAUGCCACUAACAGUGCAAACUAUUUUUAUUAUCCCUAAUGCCUGCAAUGACUUGGUUUGCAUGAGCAUGGAGAAUAAAGGAUACAGAGACAUUU
This is a messenger RNA of Mauremys reevesii (Reeves's turtle), 1446 nucleotides long. RefSeq names its product TP53RK binding protein (gene TPRKB). Gene Ontology annotation, biological process: tRNA threonylcarbamoyladenosine modification; telomere maintenance via recombination. NCBI's taxonomy places the organism in Eukaryota, Metazoa, Chordata, Testudines, Geoemydidae. The transcript has 6 exons. The record is from RefSeq and is a predicted model, not a curated record. Bases 317 to 928 code for a protein of 203 amino acids. Gene Ontology annotation, cellular component: EKC/KEOPS complex; nucleus; cytosol.